AUGAUUACGAGUGACUUGGUCUUUUCCAUUUUCUUCUUUGUUCAGACUGGGAUCGGGCUUCUGGGGAACACCACAUUGCUCCUGCUCUAUGUCAACCUCUUUGUUUCCCAACCCCGCCGGAUAAAGCCCACAGAUCUGAUCCUUACCCACCUGACUGUGGCCAACACAGUCACAAUUCUCAUGCAGAUUGCCCCAGGGAUGGUUCUGGCCUUCAGGAGGGAGGUAACUGUAGAUAUAGUUGGGUGCCAGACAACCUUGUAUAUCAGGAGAGUGGCCCGGGGCCUUUCCAUCUGCACCACAUGUCUCCUGAGCGUGUUCCAGGCCAUCACUAUUAGUCCCAGCACCUCCCUGUGGGCCAAGAUCAAACCCAGAGCCCCCAGCUUCAUUUUGCCUUCCUUCCCUUUCUUCUGGACCCUCUGCUUGUUACUAGACAUAAACAUACUCAGAACAACUGAAGUCAGCAAAAAUGCCACAACCACGGUUGGUGGUGUCAUUAGGAGGUUUUGCCCCACUUCACUCCAGGCAUCCGGCUUAAAUGAUGUUGCAUUUGUAAGUGCCAUGACUCUCCGAGACGUCUUCUUCGUGUUCCUCAUGAGCUGGUCCAGUGGCUACAUGGUGAUUGUGUUACAGCAACACCACAAAAGAGUCCAGCAUAUGCGCAAUACCAACCUAAGCCACAAGUUCUCCCCUGAGUCAAGAGCCACCCAGAUCAUCCUGCUCCUUGUCAGCUGCUAUGUUUCCUUUUAUUACGCCAACUGUGGAGUUGUGCUUCUGACUUACGUGGUGAAAGACACCUUGAGGCUAUAUGACCCCAGCACAUUUCUGGGCUCAUGUUUCGCCUUUAUCUGCCCCCUGAUUCUCAUCAGCAAUGAUUCCCGGCUCCGCAGAGGCUGGUGUGCCCAUGAAAUGGUGAGCAAUCACUUUCUUGCCAAAGCUAUCCAGAAUGAACCAUAG
Molecule: messenger RNA, 954 nt
Organism: Ornithorhynchus anatinus (platypus)
Lineage: Eukaryota; Metazoa; Chordata; Mammalia; Monotremata; Ornithorhynchidae
Product: vomeronasal 1 receptor ornAnaV1R3094
Exons: 1
Coding region: 1-954 (317 amino acids)
Biological process (GO): G protein-coupled receptor signaling pathway
Cellular component (GO): membrane
Molecular function (GO): pheromone receptor activity
Source: RefSeq, marked inferred